This is a messenger RNA of Nicotiana attenuata, 2242 nucleotides long. RefSeq names its product glucan endo-1,3-beta-glucosidase 12-like. Bases 688 to 2079 code for a protein of 463 amino acids. Lineage: Eukaryota; Viridiplantae; Streptophyta; Magnoliopsida; Solanales; Solanaceae. The transcript is spliced from 2 exons. Gene Ontology annotation, molecular function: hydrolase activity, hydrolyzing O-glycosyl compounds. Gene Ontology annotation, biological process: carbohydrate metabolic process. The record is from RefSeq and is a predicted model, not a curated record. Gene Ontology annotation, cellular component: plasma membrane.
UGGCCAAACGGGCUAUAAAGCUCAUUACUAGUAUAUUAUUAUAGCAGGAGACUUAACGUAGACAUGUAGUGUGUAGUGGGUAAAUGUAACAAAGGCAGUCCAUUGAAAUUGCAUGUUACCCUAUAUAGUUGAGAUUCACAAAGCUCAUUACUAGUAUAUUAUUAUAGCAGGAGACUUAACGUAGACAUGUAGUGUGUAGUGGGUAAAUGUAACAAAGGCAGUCCAUUGAAAUUGCAUGUUACCCUAUAUAGUUGAGAUUCACAAGUUGUUGCUCAAAGUAGCAAAAAACAACAAAUUGAAAGUAACGACUCUCGACACCACGGCUAUAAAAAAAAAGGUCUCUCAGGAUACCAAGGGGAGAUGAGUCGAGGAGCUAGGUUGCUGUUAUAGGUCACUCGAACUAGCUGGAUGCAGGAUGCACGGGUUUCAAUCUCACAUAAACUUUAUGCAGUGCCUUUUUGACAAUUUUGUCUUUGCAGGUGCAAGAUUUCAAAUCCAUCCAGCUUAGCUCUUUGGCUACCAUAAUUGUGUUAGCUCUUUUGGACACAAACUGACCCACCCAAAUAGUCCACAACUUUGACCAAUUGCCAUAGUUCACAUGACACAGUAAUAGUUAAUCAUGUACCAGUGGUUAAAUAACAUAUACUGCACACCCCCAUAAGGGAAAUUAACCUCUAGUUGGUCGAAAUGUCUCUCCUUUGUAGUACUAUUGUUUUCCCACUCCUCGUUCUCCUCCUGCUGAGCCCUGUUAACGGCGUGGGCAUAAACUAUGGGACAAUUGGAAGCAAUUUGCCCUCACCAAAGAAAGUGGCUCAGCUACUUCAGUCCACCAUCAUUAACAAGGUUAAGAUUUAUGAUACUAACCCUCAAAUUCUUGAAGCCUUUUCCAACACUGGCAUUGACCUCAUUGUUGCUGUAGAAAACUCCCAUGUUGCAAACUUAAGCGCCACCCAAUCAGCUGCUGACGUGUGGUUCUCCGCUCGUAUCUUGCCCUUCAUUCCUGCCACUUCCAUUGUUGCCAUUGCCGUAGGAAAUGAGUACUUAACCACUGAUAAUGAUGAUGAUAAAUUAGACCAUAAUGCCUUAGUCCAAGCUAUGCAAAAUCUACAUUCAGUUUUACUAGCACGUGGGCUAGACCGAAAAAUCAAAGUGUCUACGCCACAUAGCAUGGCUGUUCUUGCUUCUUCAUUUCCACCUUCAUCUUCCACAUUUGCCACUACUCUCCUUCCUAUUAUGACUUCCAUUGUCGGGUUUUUGGCGGAUACCGGUGCUCCAUUCAUGGUUAAUGCGUACCCAUAUUUUGCAUACCGGGACAAUCCCGGUAUGGUUAAUUUAGAGUACGCAUUACUAGGAAAUGCAACCGGGGUUCGUGACCCUAAAGGUUACGUGUACACCAACAUGUUAGAUGCACAAAUUGAUGCAAUUAGAUCAGCAGUGAAUGCUCUCGGUUUUGGAAACCGUACAAUUAAGAUUAUGGUGUCUGAAUCUGGUUGGCCGUCUAAAGGAGAUAAGGGAGAAACAGCUGCAACCGCUGAUAAUGCUAGGACUUAUAACGCCCGAUUAGUCGAACGUGCACAGUCAAAUAAAGGUACUCCCAUGAGCCCAAAAGACAACAUUGAUAUUUUUGUCUUCGCUUUAUUCAACGAAAACAAGAAACAAGGAGGAACAAGUGAGAGGAAUUUUGGGAUUUUCAAUGGAGAUGGAUCAAAGGUAUAUGAUGUGGAUUUGAGUUGUCAAUUCUGCAGUAGCAAUACUAAUGGCAAAAUCAAUUUUGGUUUCGGAGAAAAAGAGUCGUUAAGGGGACCUUCAGUAUGGUGUGUGGCUAAACCACAUGCAGAUGAGAAGGUAAUACAAGCAGUGCUGGAUUUUUGUUGUGGACCUGGAGGUGUAGAUUGUAGAGAAAUUUAUGAAAAUGGGGAUUGUUUUCAACCUGAUAAAAUUCAUGCUCAUGCUUCUUACGCGAUGAAUGCUUAUUACCAGAUGCAUGGAAGGAAUUAUUGGAAUUGUGAUUUCAAAGGCACUGGCCUUGUUACUUUCAGUGAUCCAAGUUAUGGAAGAUGCUUCUAUUCACAGCAGUAAGGAAUCAGAAAGGGGGAGGGGUGUGAAAUCAAUGUAAUUCAAAGCCUCUUCAAUCCUGUGUUACUCUUGGAUUAGGAGUAAUUAUUAAUGUUAUGUUUCUUUCAUGAAUUAGUAUCCCUAAUCAAAGGCUUUUUCUUACCAUCUGAGAAAGUUUUUACUCUUU